AUCAUGAGUGAGAAGUUGGACUCAAACUCGUCAGAAAACUGGCAUCAUAUGUGGAGCAUUAACAACACUGAGCAGUACUUGUAUUCUGACGACAAUACUACAUAUGUAAACUAUUAUCUACAUGACCCUCAAGUGGCUGCAGUUUUCAUUAUUUCCUACUCCCUAAUCUUUUUUCUGUGCAUGGUGGGGAAUACAGUGGUUUGCUUUAUUGUAAUGAGAAAUAAACAUAUGCACACAGUUACUAACCUCUUCAUCUUGAACCUGGCAAUAAGUGAUUUACUAGUUGGCAUAUUUUGUAUGCCUAUAACGCUGCUGGACAAUAUUAUAGCAGGAUGGCCAUUUGGAAGUACAAUGUGUAAAAUGAGUGGAUUGGUCCAGGGAAUAUCAGUUGCAGCCUCAGUCUUUACUUUAGUUGCAAUAGCAGUGGAUAGAUUCCGGUCCGUUGUCUACCCUUUUAAAUCAAAGCUCACUGUCAAGACAGCAUUUGUUAUUAUUGUGAUUAUCUGGUUCCUGGCCAUCACCAUUAUGUUUCCAUCUGCAAUAAUGUUACAUGUAGAAGAAGAAAAAUAUUACAGAGUGAAACUCAACUUCCAGAAUAAAACCAGCCCAGUCUACUGGUGCCGGGAAGAAUGGCCAAAUCAAGAAAUGAGAAAGAUUUACACUACUAUUCUGUUUGCUAACAUUUAUUUAGCUCCACUCUCCCUCAUUGUUGUUAUGUAUGGAAGGAUUGGAAUUUCACUCUGCAAUAGUACUGAGAUCAACAAAGGCAAACAAAACCAACAAAGAUGCCAUGUGGUGUCCAAAAAAAAGCAGAAGGUCAUUAAGAUGCUGCUGAUUGUGGCCUUACUUUUUAUUCUUUCCUGGCUGCCACUAUGGACUCUGAUGAUGCUCUCAGAUUAUGCUGAUCUGUCUCCAAAUGAACUUCGGAUCAUCAACAUCUAUAUUUACCCCUUUGCACACUGGCUUGCCUUUUGCAACAGUAGUGUCAACCCCAUCAUUUAUGGUUUCUUCAAUGAAAAUUUUCGUCGUGGUUUCCAAGAUGCUUUUUACCUCCAGCUCUGCCAAAAGAAACGGAAGUCCAAGGAAGCCUAUGCCCCAAAAGCCUAUACCCGAAGAGCUAAAACCAACGUGGUUAAAAAUACAUUUCAUCAGUUACCCCAGGUCUCUACGAUUCAAAACCUACAUGAGGAAAGUUUCUUUUACAGGAAAUGUGAGAAACCAAAACAGGAAUUAAUGAUGGAAGAAUUGGGUGAUACAACCAAUACUAAUAUUUAAAGAAAAUGUGAUGCUUUCUCUACUGUAGAUUACAUAGUGAAAUAUUGUUGCUUUUUAUGGCU
Molecule: messenger RNA, 1337 nt
Organism: Suncus etruscus (white-toothed pygmy shrew)
Lineage: Eukaryota; Metazoa; Chordata; Mammalia; Eulipotyphla; Soricidae
Gene: NPFFR2
Product: neuropeptide FF receptor 2
Exons: 3
Coding region: 4-1275 (423 amino acids)
Biological process (GO): G protein-coupled receptor signaling pathway; regulation of adenylate cyclase activity; regulation of MAPK cascade
Cellular component (GO): membrane
Molecular function (GO): neuropeptide receptor activity; opioid receptor binding; peptide binding
Source: RefSeq, a predicted model, not a curated record